AGACUCGGACAAAAUGGCGACCCGAAAGUAUGAAGUUUAUGCCGACCAUGUACUCCGUUUGCCGAUCGAUAAUAAUGGAGGAUUUGGAUUUUUCGGGGUCCUUGGUGCACUCCGUGAAUUUUGUGAUUUCAGUGUCUGGAUAAGUGCUAAAGUCUUUAAAAGUGCUCUACUGGAGCGGUUACAUCACCGCAAAUUCAGAAGACUUCAAUUUGGAUCUCAAAAUGUGUUUCAAAUCACGCAGAUAAUUUUUCCUCGCUGAAAAGUUGGUAAAAAAACCUCCCUAGAGGUUCUCCAAUGGUCCUAGAGACUCUCAUUCAGGACGAAGGUGACUCAGAAUUUGACAUCAUGAAUUCAGCCGUCAGCACUGAAUCUAUGGAUAUGACAGAGGAGGACAUGUCUCAAGUGGACGGCUGCGGUCUCAGCGGCGCUUCGGACGACGACGAGGAGUGCGUGUCGUCCCCCACCGGCUCCAAUUACGACGACAGCGCGGACAUCAUCAAGAACGCUAUGAGCGAUGAGGUCACCAAACAGCUGGCCGCUGCUGGUCCGGUAGGCAUGGCCGCGGCGGCCGCCAUCGCCUCGUCAAAGAAGCGCAAGCGCCCGCACUCCUUCGAGACCAACCCAUCGGUCAGGAAGCGGCAUCAGAACAGGCUGCUGAGGAAAUUGAGGCAAACCAUAGAGGAGUUCGCGACCCGCGUGGGCCAACAAGCUGUCGUUCUAGUGGCCACCCCGGGGAAGCCCAACACCUCGUACCGGGUGUUCGGCGCCAAGCCGCUGGAGGACGUGGUGAGGAACCUCCGCUGCAUGAUCAUGGAGGAACUGGAGAACGCGCUGGCUCAGCAGUUCGGGCUGGGCGGGCCGGCGCAGGCGCCGCCGCCGCCGCAGGACGACCCGUCGCUGUUCGAGCUGCCGCCGCUCAUCAUCGACGGCAUCCCCACGCCCGUCGAGAAGAUGACGCAGGCGCAGCUGCGCGCCUUCAUCCCGCUCAUGCUCAAGUACUCCAUGGUUCGUGGUAAGCCGGGCUGGGGCCGGGAGUCCACGCGUCCGCCGUGGUGGCCCAAGGACCUGCCCUGGGCCAACGUCAGAAUGGACGCCCGCUCAGAGGACGAGAAACAGAAGAUGUCGUGGACGCACGCGUUACGUCAGAUCGUGAUCAACUGCUACAAGUACCACGGCCGGGAGGAUCUGCUGCCCGCCUUCACCGAGGAGGACGAUAAACCGCAGACACAACCCAUGUCGCAGUACGCCCCGGCAGUUCUCCAGACCAUCACCAAUCCGGACGGCACAGUGUCCCUCAUACAAGUGGACCCCAACAACCCCAUCAUAACGCUGCCAGACGGCACUACGGCCCAAGUGAUCCACAGCGGCGAGGGCGGCGCGGGCGUGGUGUCGGCGCUGGACGGCGAGGGCGCGGUGGCCGUGGACCUCAACGCGGUGGCCGAGGCCACGCUCAACCACGACGGCCAGAUCAUUCUCACCGGCGAGGACGGCCACGGCUACCCGGUGUCGGUGUCGGGCGUGAUCACGGUGCCGGUGUCGGCGUCGGUGUACCAGUCCAUGGUGGCCAGCAUGCAGCAGCAGGACGGCGUGUGCGUCGCGCCGCUCGUGCAGGUUGAACAGAACGGGGAGACAUUGGAAGCGAUUUCAAUGGGAGGCGGCGUGGCGCAGGUGAUGCUGCAGGGCGGGGGUGAGGCGCAAGUUCUCCAAGUUCUCAGUCUGAAGGACGCCAACGCGCUAACCAAGGCCAUGCAACAAGUGAAAGCGGAGCGCGACGCAGUGGCGGCGGACUCCUAGCUGCUGACGCUCGUGGCGGCGUCGCCGGAGCCCGAGCCGGACCUGCUGCUCGAGCGAGCGUAGCCCCCACUCACACACACUAGCUAAUGCACCGGUGAUCUAGACUGGGUCUCUCUACAGACAGUUAUUGAACAAGACGCCUUCCUAUUUUUGGACUUGCAGCCAGUUUUGUCAGAUACAGAUGUGUAGAUUUUUUUUUUUGGUGGUAGUGAUAUGGUGCUCGAGCCAACGUAGACUCCACACUAGGUAAUGUACCGGUGAUCUAGACUGGGUCUCUCUACAGACAGUUAUCUAACAAGACGCCUUCCUAUUUUUGGACUUACAGCCAGUUUUGUCAAAUAGUACGGAUGUGUAGAUUUUUUUUUUUGGUGGUGGCGAUAUGGUGCUCGAGCCAACGUAGACUCCACACUAGGUAAUGAACCGGUGGUCCGGACUGGAAUAUUUUUUAUUGAGAUAGUUCAGUUUUCUCAAAUGUUACGGUGAACUAAGAUUUUUUGGUGGUGGCGUCCUGCUGAUUCGAGCGAGCGUAGCCUCCACACUAGCUUAUACCGGUGAUAUAGAGCGGGUUUCUUUACAGACAGUGAUUGAACCAGACGCCAUUCUUUUUAUUUUCUCAUACGCUGCUGACUCGUGGCGGUUAAUGCCCGACCAGAAAUGCUGCUCGAGCGUAUUAGCUAAAUGUAUGGUGGUUUACACUGGGUGUCUUUGGAGUCAGUAAUCGAUAAAUUUUUGAUAGUUUAUUUGGAGUUAUGUACCUAUAUUGAAUUUUAUCGGCCAGCUUGGACAAACCCUUUGGCUUUUUAAAUUUAAACCUUUUAACUUAUUAUUCUUAUGAUAUGAAUGCCCAAAAUUUAAAUUCUACAUUAUUGGGAACUUUGAGAGCGAGUUGAACAACGCACUAGUCUUUGUAAUACGUCCGUAAAACUCGUUUAAAUUACUGACUCGAAUUAAAUUAUAUAAGUUAGGAUAAAUUAUUUAUUUGAUAAAACUAUUUGGUUUGCAAUUUUUAUUUAUUGAAUCUAUUUAUUUAUACAAAUCUACAAGGAAACAGAUUUGUGCAAUAUUUUUUACAAUGACCAUUUUAUUUUACGUUGUUUUCGUGUGUAGUAUGACAAUUUUAAUUGGAAUAGAAAAACGCGGCACUAAUGAAGUAUUUAUUAUGAUUAUACAUUCCUUAAUUUUAUUUAUUUAAGUUUGUUGAGAUUGUUGUUUGUUUAAUUUAUUGCGUGUAUUGUUUGUUAUUUUUGCGUUUGCGUCAAAAUCUAGUCAGCCACGCAAACUAUUCUAGUCUUACUUAUAGAAACUGAGAUACGAAUUGUCGAUUCACAUUAACUGAGAAUGUAAGUUUUGUAAUAUAUAUUUAACUAAAUGAAUUAAUGUAAUUAAAUAGUCCACUUGUAAUUGUAUAUUCUGAUUGAAAUGAGAAUAUAUUUUGUGCGCAGGGUGACAUAUACAUUAUGGAGAAAUUGUAUCAAUGUAACGUGUAUAGAUGUAACUUCAAAUUAUAGUUGUUAAACUGAACCCGAGACCUAAAGGAGCUUUAGAUGCAAAUGCUUCUGCAGCCUACACGUCUAUAUUGUAACAUAAUCCGCAAAACUUAACUCAUAACUACAUACAGAACUAUAUAGAACAACAUACCAAUUCAAAACGUAUUAUGUACCUACUUGUGAUACGAAUAUGGUAUUAUGUUCUAUGUGGGCCACUGUACAGUACAGGCGCUUCCAACGCAGCUAGGGUCUCAUGUAAUUGUGUACAAGUAAAUAUUUCUAGCUCGAAUUAUAUGUCCCAUUGGCAUUUUUGGAUUGAACAUUCACCUUAAAAAUUAAGAUAAAAUUUACUCGUUAACAUAGUGUGGGACUAGUCGAUAAGGUAGAAGUCAUAGCAAAGUACAAAGUGAGGGAGUUACUAUUAGAAAGCUAUUUAUUUAACGAAAAGACAAAAGGUAUUAUUUAUUAGUGUUUUUGUUCCUUUUUUUAUUUUUAUUUUCCUUACCAAAGAUUUAUUGUUUCAUUUUCUUAGUAUAAAGGUGUAAGCACAAUUUUGUUGUAAGUACAAUGAUUUGUGAUUGUAAAUAAUGUGGUAUGAAUGUGUGAAUAUUGCAAUCAUUAAAGUAUUUACGUAAG
Messenger RNA from Amyelois transitella, 3917 nucleotides. RefSeq names its product DNA-binding protein Ewg (gene ewg). The record is from RefSeq and is a predicted model, not a curated record. The transcript is spliced from 13 exons. Lineage: Eukaryota; Metazoa; Arthropoda; Insecta; Lepidoptera; Pyralidae. Gene Ontology annotation, biological process: regulation of transcription by RNA polymerase II. Gene Ontology annotation, cellular component: nucleus. The coding region runs from base 295 to 1794 and encodes 499 amino acids. Gene Ontology annotation, molecular function: RNA polymerase II cis-regulatory region sequence-specific DNA binding; DNA-binding transcription factor activity, RNA polymerase II-specific.